Messenger RNA from Onychostoma macrolepis, 2016 nucleotides. RefSeq names its product proline rich Gla (G-carboxyglutamic acid) 4 (transmembrane) (gene prrg4). NCBI's taxonomy places the organism in Eukaryota, Metazoa, Chordata, Actinopteri, Cypriniformes, Cyprinidae. Gene Ontology annotation, molecular function: calcium ion binding. Gene Ontology annotation, cellular component: extracellular region. The transcript has 7 exons. Bases 259 to 903 code for a protein of 214 amino acids. The record is from RefSeq and is a predicted model, not a curated record.
GAACAAUCUUAUGAAAUCUUAUUUUGGGAAUACAAAAUAUUCUUAACUUUUUUUCUUAAGUUAAAAAAAUAAGAAGAAAAUGGCAGUUAAGAAGAAAUUUCUUCUUAAGAAUGUUUUGUGAAUAAAACAUGAAAAGGUAGGCGUUCUACGCAAACGUCAUGUAACGUAAUAAAUAUUCAUGAGCUAAUCCUUCGCCGUAGUAGGUUUCGGUGAAAUCGGGAUUCGUUCUCGUUCUGCUCUCACUCCAGUUGACUAGAAAUGCUCAUAUUUGUCCUCCUGCUGUGUCAUUUCACUUUAUGUGGACACUGUGCGUGUGUAAGAAAAACCCUUCAAAUACCAGCAGAUCAAGACAGUAAAGUGUUUGUUGUGGACCAGGAGGCCAACACAUUUUUAGGACGCCACCUGUUGUUCAACCGCUUCGACUUUGAGAUCUUCACCCCAGGUAAUCUAGAACGGGAGUGUUACGAGGAGAUAUGCAGUUAUGAGGAGGCUCGGGAAGUCUUUGAGAAUAUCCCUGAAACAAAUGACUUUUGGAGGAAAUACACAGCGGAUAAGGGUGAAUCCCAAACAAAAGUUGAUGUAACAGCAUUGCUGGUGGGCAUCAUCUCCGCUGGAGUCUUUAUUGUUAUAGUUGGCCUCCUUAUUUGGUACUUCUGCCAGGGGAGGAAUAAAGACCAUGGCUUCCGAGGUUCCUUCAGACGUCGAUCCACCCGAAGCAAUGCCUCCGUGAUCAUCCGGAGACUGGAGGAGGUCUCUCUGCAUCCUAUUCCUCACACAGGCUCAGUUGCCAGCCCGGAUGCUCAUGGUUUACCUUCUUAUGAACAGGCCAUCGCCAUCAAUGGCCCGCACGAUGCCCCACCUCCACCAUAUCCUGGUUCCAGGCCAGGCAGCGUCCGACGAUAACCAUAUCAUCGUUUUCCAAACUGAAUCAGGAUGGACUAAACCACUUUUUCUUGACUAUGAACUGAAAACAUCUUUUUCAAGAAACAUCUAAAGACGCAUCUUUUUCGCCAGCACCUGACCAACUAAUACUAACACUUACCUAUUCUAUCAAUUAAAAAAUAAAUAAAUAAAUAAAAUAAAUAAAUAAAUAAAAAUAAAUCAAUAAAUAAACCCUAGCUACGUGUACUGUGCUGGGCUAACUGAAACUUGUCAUGGCACUUGUAUACUGCUGCACUCUCGAUGGUCUCAUUGCUUCUAUUGUUCUCAUAUUGUACGUCGCUUUGGAUAAAAGCGUCUGCUAAAUGAUUAAAUGUAAAUGUGAAAAUGUGUUAAACCAAAUGCAUUUGGAUUUAAUACCCUGGAAUAAACCACUAAUAUAAAGCUGCAUUUCAGCAAUGAAUUAAAAUUACUGAACAUUUCUGGAUAGUGUAGAUAGUUAGAGCUACCUACAAAGAUAACUUUUAAACCUAAUCACCAUUUUUAUUCUCUUAAAUUCUUUGUAAGUGUUUAUUUUAAACUAUAACCAUUGAAAACCAGUUUUAUAUUAAUAAUUGUUUCAAUAAAAAGACAGAUCAUAAUGUUUUAUUUAAUAUGGUGGGCUUUUAUGAAGGACAAAUCAUUUUAUCCUUUUUCAAUAUGCUAUAGUCCAUUUUAACAAUCUAGUAGAGUGUAACUUAGUGUGAUCUAGUAGAGCGUGACUAGAAUUUGUGUAUUUACUGGAUCAGUAUUUGGUGUACAUUUGUGAAAACAAAUUCUGUGAUCAGCUCACCAAAAACAAUAUUACCUCCUCUAACGUCAUGGCAUUUCUGUCAGGCUGUGUUGUUUGCACUAAGCUUUGUGCAUAAAGAUAAACUAAUUCUAUUGCUUUCAUCUGAUUUAGGGAUUUCAUUUCAUUCUACUGGCAUGAACACCCAGCUUUAAAGUGCAUUUUGCCAAGCAGCUGAUACUGUACAGGUUUCUGGAGGACGAAGCACCUCUUUGAUGCACCUCUCUUAAAUGAUAGUGGCUGGGCUCUAAUGUUAUUGUUAUAGGGAUAUUAAUAGACUUUAUAAUAAACAUUCUUCUUUGUUUGAA